Molecule: messenger RNA, 1233 nt
Organism: Mytilus californianus (California mussel)
Lineage: Eukaryota; Metazoa; Mollusca; Bivalvia; Mytilida; Mytilidae
Product: E3 ubiquitin-protein ligase TRIM33-like
Exons: 1
Coding region: 159-1139 (326 amino acids)
Molecular function (GO): zinc ion binding
Source: RefSeq, a predicted model, not a curated record
AUGUUCACAUGCAAGCAUUUUGCUAUAGGAAAACAAAAUAGUUUUACCUGUAAUGAUAAGAUAAAAAUUAUUCAAAACAUUUUGUUUUUAAAAUCUCUUGUCUGUAGAAUUUCAUUUGGAAUGGGUGAGUGUGAGUAAAAGUAAACUUUGAGAAACACAUGUCUAGAUCAAUAAAAUUACUGGUAAUGGCCGAUUCAAGAGAAGAACACGGAGGAGGGCAAGCCCCUAUGUUAUGCCAAAUCUGUGAGAUUGCCAGAGGUAUAGAGUGGAAGUGCUUGGAUUGUGAUUUACUUAUGUGUCAAAAAUGUAAGGAAAAAAUCCAUCCAAAGUUCAAGUUAGCCAAUGAACACAAAAUUGUCAACAUUAAAGAUGUCGGACAUAAGGAAGUUCAAAUUAGAAGUUGUGAAGAAGAAAUAUAUUUUGGUAAUAUCAAAUGUACCGAACAUUCUGAAGAAACUUGCUGCUUGUACUGUAAAGUAUGUGAUAAACUUAUCUGUAUGCAAUGUGUUACAAAAACACAUAAAUCACAUAUUUUUGAAGAAAUAAGCAAUGGUUAUUCAAUCAGAAAAGAAAAUUUAAAGAAACAUGCCAUAACACUGAAAGAACAAGACAAAACUUUAACAAAUGAUAUUGAAAAAUUGAUUAAAAUAAAAGAAGAGGAUAAACUUCAAUCUGGACAAGUUAAAAAAGAAAUCACAACUCAUGAAAAGUCUGUAAAGGAUGAAGUUGAACAAUAUACAAAAUCUUUAAUAGAUGAACUGGACACAAAAUGGGGUUCACGUCAAACCGCAAUUGAUAAAGAAAUAGACCGAGUCAAUGAGUUAAAGAUAAAAAUUCAACAAAAGGUGAAGAAAUCAGAAGAUGUAAUGAAUAUCAAAGAAGUUACGGAUUUUUUUCAGAAGACUGAAGAAAUUAAAAAUUAUAUUAAAGAAGAUGUCCAAAUCUCUCCACUUGAAAAAGAUAGUAUACCUAGUUUUAUAUCAGGAAAACUAUGUCAAAAUUGCAAUUUUGGAAAUUUAAAAUCAAAAAAUGAAAUGGAUGAAGAAAAAAAAUCUUCUAUGAAGAUUGAAUUAAAGAUUGGAAAAAAAUAUUCAACAAAUCUCCUCAGUAUUAUGAGAGUAAAACACUCCAUUGAUUGAAGUAUUUGGGUAUAUUCACCAUCAGAUGAUGAUCAUAAAACUGGAUCAUUGCAAAAACUAAAGCUGAUUGAAAACACUCUUCAUGAGAUCUCCA